Messenger RNA from Elephantulus edwardii (Cape elephant shrew), 2229 nucleotides. It is a transcript of the gene NAALADL1, whose product is annotated as N-acetylated alpha-linked acidic dipeptidase-like 1. Lineage: Eukaryota; Metazoa; Chordata; Mammalia; Macroscelidea; Macroscelididae. The coding region runs from base 1 to 2229 and encodes 742 amino acids. Gene Ontology annotation, molecular function: carboxypeptidase activity. The transcript is spliced from 18 exons. The record is from RefSeq and is a predicted model, not a curated record.
AUGAAGUGGCCGUUGUUGGUACUGGGGGGUGUUGCCCUCUUGGGGCUGGGGCUUAUCCUGGGCCACUUUGGCAUCCCCAAAGAGGCUGCCUCGCCAGUGGUUCAAGGCCAGGACCAGGAUCUGGACCUGAAGAUCCUGGACUCUGUCAUAAGACAGCUAGAGGCCAGCAGGAUCCGGGAGAACCUAAGGGAACUGGCCAGGGAGCCACACCUGGCGACCACCCCACGGGACGAGGCCCUCGUGCAGCUGCUGCUGCAGCGCUGGAGGGACCCAGAGUCAGGCCUGGACGCGGCCGAGGCCCCCACAUACGAGGUGCUGCUGUCCUUCCCCAGCCAGGAGCAGCCCAACCGCGUGACUGUGGUGAAUGCUUCCUCUGGGGACGUCCUCUUCACCUGCCGCCAGAGCGAGGAAAACCUGACCGGAGAGCAGGCGGGGCCGGAUGUGGUGCCCCCUUAUGCUGCCUACGCUCCCCCCGGGACCCCGCAGGGUCCCCUCGUCUACGCCAACCACGGCUCAAAAGAAGACUUUGAGGAGCUGCAGGCUCGGGGCAUCCAGCUCAACGGCACCAUCGCCCUGACCCGCUACGGGGGAGUAGGGCGGGUGAACAAGGCUAUUAAUGCCGCCAAACAUGGGGUGAUUGGGGUGCUGGUGUAUACAGACCCUGCUGACAUCAAUGACGGCCAGAGCUUGCCCAGCGAGACCUUCCCCAACUCGUGGGGACUGCCUCCCUCAGGAGUGGAGCGAGGCUCUUACCAUGAGUAUUUUGGGGACCCCUUGACUCCCUACCUCCCAGCCACCCACUCCUCCUUCCGUCUCGACCCUGCCUCUGCCACUGGAUUCCCCCCAGUUCCUACCCAGCCCAUUGGCUUUGAGGAUGCGAAAGUCCUGCUCUGUAACCUUCAGGGACAGAUAGCUCCCAAUGCCUGGAAGGGGGCCCUGGGCUGUGAAUACAGAUUGGGGAGUGGCUUCCGGUCUGAUGGGGAGUUUGGAGCGAGCAGCCAGGUGAACGUGAGCGUGCACAACCGCCUGGAGCUGCGGAACUCCUCCAACGUGCUGGGGAUCAUCCGGGGGGCAGUGGAGCCCGACCGCUAUGUUCUCUAUGGGAACCACCGUGACAGCUGGGUGCACGGGGCCGUGGACCCCAGCAGCGGCACCGCAGUCCUCCUGGAGCUCUCCCGCGUCCUGGGCACCCUGCUGAAGAAGGGCACCUGGCGACCCCGCAGAUCAAUCGUGUUUGCCAGCUGGGGGGCUGAGGAGUUCGGGCUUAUUGGCUCCACAGAAUUCACAGAGGAAUUUUCCAGCAAGCUGCAGGAGCGCACCGUGGCCUACAUCAACGUGGACAUCGCGGUGUUUGCCAACGCCUCCCUGAGGGUGCAGGGGACGCCUCCAGUCCAGAGUGUCGUCUUCUCUUCCACUAAACAGAUCCCUGCCCCAGGCCCUGGAGGCCUCAGCGUUUAUGAUAACUGGAUUCGGUACUUCAACCGCAGCAGCUCGGUGUAUGGCCUGGUUCCCAGCCUGGGCACGCUGGGUGCUGGCAGUGACUACGCGCCCUUCCUCCACUUCCUGGGCAUCUCCUCCAUGGACAUCGCCUACACCUAUGACCGGAGCAAGACCUCAGCCCGGAUCUACCCCACCUAUCACACAGCCUUCGACACCUUUGAUUAUGUGGAAAAGUUCCUGGACCCUGACUUCAGCAGCCACAGGGCUGUGGCCCAGACAGCAGGGAGUGUGCUGCUCCGGUUGAGUGACAGCCUCUUCCUGCCCCUCAACGUUAGCGACUACAGCGAGACCCUCCGCACCUUCCUGCAGGCCGCCCAGCAGAACCUCGGGGCCCUGCUGGAGCAGCAGGGCAUCAGCCUGGGACCCCUAGUGAGCGCUGUGGAGAAGUUUGAGAAGGCAGCUGAGGUCCUAAAUCAAGACAUAGCGACGCUGCAAAAAGGCAGUCCCCACCCCCUGCAGGUCCGGAUGCUCAAUGACCAGCUGAUGCUCUUAGAACGGACUUUCCUGAACCCACGUGCCUUCCCCGAAGAGCGUUAUUACAGCCACGUGCUCUGGGCACCCCGCACUGGAAGUGUAACCACCUUUCCUGGUCUUGCCAAUGCCUUCUCGCGGGCCAACAGCACAGCACCUGGGUCUGCACCUUGGGCUGAGGUGCAGAGGCAGCUCAGCAUUGUGGUGAUGGCCCUGGAGGGCGCUGCUGCCACCCUGAGGCCUGUAGCUGACCUCUGA